CCGGGGCACGGCCCGAGUGCGGCGGGACCGGGAGUGCGGUGGCACCGGCGCGUCCGCGGCGGCUGCAGGGUGGAGCGGGGCCGGGGAACGCUGCGAGGCCGGGGCACCGCUUCGCCCCGGGAGCCGCUUGCCCUGGUGUGACGGGUCGAGGCGGGAGAUGUCCACUCCCCCCCUGGCCGGGGCAGGGAUGCCGCCGGGCGCCUUCUCCGGGACGCAGGCUCAGGCUGCCCGCGAGGUGAACACGGCUUCGCUCUGCCGCAUCGGCCAGGAGACCGUGCAGGACAUCGUCUUCCGAACCAUGGAAAUCUUCCAGCUACUGAGGAACAUGCAGUUACCAAAUGGUGUUACUUAUCAUACUGCAACAUAUCAAGACAGACUGGCAAAGCUGCAGGAACAUCUCCGCCAGCUAUCAAUACUCUUCAGAAAACUGAGAUUAGUCUAUGACAAAUGUAAUGAAAACUGUGCUGGGCUCGAUCCUGUUCCCAUAGAACAACUUAUUCCAUAUGUUGAAGAAGAUGGCUCCAAGCAUGAUGAUCGUGGUGCUGCAAGUCAGCUUCGUUUUGCUACUGAAGAGAGAAGGGAAAUCAUGGAAGUUAAUAAGAAACUGAAACAGAAGAAUCAGCAGCUGAAGCAGAUCAUGGAUCAGUUACGAAAUCUUAUUUGGGACAUAAAUGCCAUGUUGGCAAUGAGGAACUGAACAAGGAAAAUCAAUCUUUGUACCUGAAGAAGAUACAAAUCUGUUUGGAUAUACUUAACUUCCUUCUAAGAAGUAACAUCUUUUUCCACAAUUAUAUUGCAGUAAUGUUUGAAAAGUCUCAAAGAUUAAAAUGUUGGGUUUUUUUCUAGUAAUGUAAGUGGUUUUGGGUUUGUUUUUAUAGAAGAUUCAUUGUGUAAGUUUUACCUCUGUGAUUCUGCUUACAGCCUCAGUAAUUUACUGUAGUAGUUUGGAUUCCUAUGCAGAAAGGGGGUUUAUAAAUUAAGUGUUUCUGAAUUUUCUUUAUAAUACAAUUAAAAAUUAUAAAAACGUAUGUUUAUAUGCAGUUUAUUCUGUAGUGCAAAUAGCCUCUACAGAGAAGAAAAGUUGCAAGACAGGAAAGUUACUCCAGAAAACUAGAGGGCUGAAAUCAGCAAUCAGAUACUGCAAUUCAGUCUGCAGUACUUUUUGUAUUAUCUGCAGUGCAGAGCAGAGCAGGACAAUCCCCUCCCUUGCCUGGCUGGUGAUGCUGCCCCUGAUGUCCCCAGGACAGGGUUGGCCCUCCUGGCUGCCAGGGCACUGCUGGCUCAUGUCCAACUUGCCAUUGACCAGGACCCCCAGGUCCCUUUCCAUGGCACUGCUCUCCAGCCUCUCAUUCCCCAGUCUGUACACACAGCCCCAUCCCAGGUGCACAAUCCAGCACUUGCCUUUCUUAAACUUUACACAGUUGGAGAUUGGCCAACCCUUUAAUUUGUGGAGGUCUCUGCAGGGCCUGUCUGACCCUAAGGGAGUUGACAGCUCCUCCCAAUUCAGUGUCAUCCACAAACUUACUCAGUAUUCCUUACCAUCCUGCAUUAAAGAGCACAGGGCCAAGGAUGGAGCCCUGCAGGACCCCACUGGUGACAGUCACCACUUUGAUGUGCCCCAUUCACUGUAAGGGACAGCCACCACUCUGAUGUGCCCAUUCACUGUAGCCCUUUGUGCCCAACCCAUCAGCCAGUUGCUUACGUGUCAUGUGACUCAGAUAUCCAGCUGUGUGCUGGGCAUUCUGUCCAGAAGGCUUCUGUGAGAGACAGUGUCCAAAAGCUUUGCUGAAGUCCCAGAAGAUCACAUCUGCUGGCUUUCCUAGAUCACCUAGGUGGGUUUACCUGUUGUAGAAGGAAAUCAGGUUCAUCAAGUAGGACAUCCCCUCAUGAAGCCAUGCUGGCUCUCAACAACUGUUACUGGUGGUGUAUUUCUGUAUUUAUGGUUGGAAUACUUUGGUUUUGUUUAUCAGAAUGCACUGAAUAAAGACCUCAUUAAUCUUUUCCCCGUGACUAUCAGUCCUAGUAAAUUUGGAGUAUAUGAACAGUUCAUUAUUUUGA
Molecule: messenger RNA, 2058 nt
Organism: Zonotrichia albicollis (white-throated sparrow)
Lineage: Eukaryota; Metazoa; Chordata; Aves; Passeriformes; Passerellidae
Gene: MED30
Product: mediator complex subunit 30
Biological process (GO): positive regulation of DNA-templated transcription
Cellular component (GO): mediator complex
Molecular function (GO): transcription coregulator activity
Source: RefSeq, a predicted model, not a curated record